Ceratosolen solmsi marchali is the source of this 2630-nucleotide messenger RNA. RefSeq names its product Dynein axonemal assembly factor 5. Gene Ontology annotation, molecular function: dynein intermediate chain binding. Gene Ontology annotation, cellular component: cytoplasm. The transcript is spliced from 5 exons. The record is from RefSeq and is a predicted model, not a curated record. NCBI's taxonomy places the organism in Eukaryota, Metazoa, Arthropoda, Insecta, Hymenoptera, Agaonidae. Gene Ontology annotation, biological process: inner dynein arm assembly; cilium movement; outer dynein arm assembly. Bases 78 to 2630 code for a protein of 850 amino acids.
CAUAGUGACAUUGAGAUUGUUUAAUUACGAGACAUUUUGAAAUAUAACCAGUAAUACUAUUGAAAAUAGAUAUCAUAAUGUCUCAAUUAAUAGACAUGCAGCAUAGUAAAAUUUGCUCAUUUUUACAAACGGAAGACAAGCUUAAAAGAAAGAAUGCACUACAAGAAAUAUUAAAAAAUGUUCUGAUGCCGCUUGAAACAUUGGAUGAAAAAAGUUCAUUAGAAUUGUGGGAAGUUUUGCAUCGACCAGUGGUAAGAAUUUUACAUGACCAAGCAGAAGCUUGUAGAGACUUGGCAUUAGACAUUUUAAAAAAAUUUUUACUAUAUCUGCCAUGUUCUGACAAAAACAUAAUAUAUAUUAUACCCAUUAUGACUAAACGUUUGGGAUCACAAGAGUUAAUUGAACAAUCUGAAGAAGUCAGAUUAAAGUGCGUUAUAUUAUUAAGAGCUAUUGUAUUUAAAUAUCAAAAUAAAAUGAAAGCUUAUUUUGAAGAUUAUGUGACAAUUUUAACAAGAACGGUUACCGAUAAAUAUCCGGAUGUUAAAAAAGAAAGCUGUUAUUGCAUAUGUGAUCUUGCCAAAGCAAUACCGAGUGACUUUUACUCACGAUCGGAGUCGUUUAUUAAACCAAUAUUGAUCAAUAUUUCUCAUCAACAUUAUAAAAUUCGAACGAUUACUGUAGAAACAUUGGGUGCAGUUUUACUUUAUGGCAAUAGUAAAUUAAUAGAAUCUGUGUCAGGUCCAUUAGCCGAACGAUUAUUCGACCAAUCUGGAGCAGUUAGAACAGCUGUUAUUGAAGUAGUUGGAAAAUGGAUGACCGACUUAAAAGAUAGAUAUAGUUGGUGGUAUAAAUUAUUGCCUCUCUUACUUACCGGAAUAAAUGACGUAGUUUCGGAAAUUCGUGAAAAAGCAACAACAUUAUGGAUGUCAGUUGGAGAACAAUAUAUGAAAGAGAAUGAAUCUGAUAAAAAAUUUAAAGAUAAAAUGGAUUUUCUUCCUGACGAUUUACCACACUACCCACCUAAUAUUAAUCGACCAAAUUUAGGAUGUCGCACAAUAGUCCAACAAAAUUUAUCCAAAUUAAUCACAGCAAUUUCACGAGAAUUAACCGAUUGGAUGGCGGAUAUUAAAGUUCGAGCAGCACAAUUACUUUGCAUUCUUGUAUUAAACGUUGAACAGGAUGUAACACAGCAUAUUCCAAAAUUACUUUCUCCCAUGAUACGUGCUUGUAAUGACGAGGAUAAAAGGGUCGUAGAGAAUAUUGAAAUGGCUGCAGAGUAUAUGGGAUACUUUGUUCCUCCUAAUAUUUAUUGUGACUUAGUUAUACCUGCUAUUGAAGAAAAUCCUACACCUGGACAUUUGAAGAUUUUCGCUGCUAUAUUAAAAGGCAGUAUGCAAGAAACGCUUGCUCCGGAAUUAUUAAGAAUCGGCAAUUUCUUACAAGAAAAUUAUAUUUGUCAGAGUCGAAAAUUUCUUUAUCAAAUAGAACUUUUAAAUAGUUGUCGAUCUCUUCUUAAUGUUUGUAAAGAAGAUUGUAAUAAAAUUGCCGAUCAGCUGUUUACAGUAAUUUUUACAACACUAGCAACUUCUACAGAAUUGUUAAUAAAAGAAAUUGCAAUUGAAUUAUUGGAGCUUCAAGCAAAACUUGAAAAUUUUGAAAACUUAAAUCAGCUCUUUUGUAAGCACAUUAGAAUUACUUUGAGUGCAAUUCAAUAUAGCCCUGAAUCUUGGAUACUCCACUCUUAUGAAUUUUACAUUUUUCAAGCUUGUUUAACUUAUGCGAAAACUGCAUCAUACGAAAAUUUAGAUUUAAUUCAUCCCAUUUUUAAAAAUACCACCAACGUCGACGGCGAUAAAAAAGUAAGAAUGAAGCAAUAUAUAUUACUUUCGGAAUAUCUACAACAGUGGGAUAAGCCACUUAUAAACGACACUGCUUUUAUCGAUUUUGCAAAUAUGAUUCUUGAAACGGUAAUUAUUCCUGGACUGACAUGGGCAGCCGGCCGAUCGGCAGAAGCAAUUCGUACAGCUUCUGUUUGUUGCUUAUGUGCACUUUUAAAUAAAAUAGUAGAUAAUUGUGAAGAAGAUGAAAAUAAAAUGCAUAAGCAAAAGAAAUUUGUUAUAUCUGUUGAGCAUUUUGGAUGGUUAUUUGAAAAAGUGAGACCAAUUCUUAUAAAAUUAAUGGAAGAUGAUGCAUUCAAAACUAGAUUAUACUCCUUACAAGCUAUGUGUCUUGUGAUAAAUAUUGGCCAAGAAAUGGGUUACAUCAAAGAAGACCACAUUCAUCAAAUUAGUCCAGAAAUAUUGACUCAUCUAGAAGAUUCUCACGAUGAAGUGCGUCUUGCAGCUAUCGAAGCACUUAGAGAAAUAUGGAGGGUCUUACCAAAAGACUACGAUCUAUCAUUUAGUUAUGUUCAUAUUGAAUACGUUUAUACAAAGACACUGACACAUCUUGACGAUCCUGCAGAAAAAUUUCAAAAGCAAACAUUAGAUUGUUUAAUAGAACUUAUGAAGAUUCAUCCUGAAUUAUUAAUCGAAAAAAUUCAAAGCUCUCGAUCAAAUUUCAUUAAUCAGAAAGCCUUAGACCAAUUAAUAACGUCUGCUCAAAAUUCUUUAAAAGAAAAGAGUUCUUAA